Messenger RNA from Monopterus albus (swamp eel), 1046 nucleotides. RefSeq names its product serum amyloid A (gene saa). Bases 49 to 414 code for a protein of 121 amino acids. Lineage: Eukaryota; Metazoa; Chordata; Actinopteri; Synbranchiformes; Synbranchidae. Gene Ontology annotation, cellular component: extracellular region. The transcript has 4 exons. The record is from RefSeq and is a predicted model, not a curated record.
CUGCAAUCUGUUAAGACACUCUGCAGGAACUGAAAAACAUCUGUAACCAUGAAGUUGCUUCUAGCAGGAAUUGCUCUGAUUCUAAUUGUGGAGACCAACGCCCAGUGGUACAGGUUUCCCGUUGAAGCUGCUCAAGGUGCUCGUGAUAUGUGGCGAGCCUACAGUGACAUGAGGGAGGCCAACUGGAUUGGUGCAGACAAAUACUUUCACGCCAGAGGAAAUUCUGAUGCUGCCCAGCGGGGAAAUGGGGGGAGGUGGGCAGCUGAGGUUAUCAGCAAUGCCAGAGAAUGGAUUCAGGAAAAAACGGGUCAUGGUGGUGAGGAUUCUGAGGCUGAUCGAGCAGCAAACCGCUUUGGACGGAAUGGAGGAGAUCUCAGCACUCUCAGGCCAAAGGGCCUUCCUGAUAAAUACUGAGGACAAAUGUCACUGAAUCAUAAUACAAAGAAAGAAAGAAAGAAAGAAAUUUUAAGUGUUGCAAUCACUGACAACAACAUCUUACACACAAAUUAAUUUUAUCCAGUUGUAACUAUUCUGUUGCUACUUGUUUCCAUACACAGCUGAUAUCCUGAACCAAGCCAUCAUUACUGCAAAGAGAAAGUGGUUUCCAGAUAUCCUACAGUAUCUGAUUAAAUACAUAUAAUCUUUGCUCACAUCAGAAACCAUUAAAAUUCAUUUAGCAUUUUGAAGAGGAAAUUCAAAGACAGCUGCCUAUAAAAGCUAUAGAUGGUCAUUAUUAACAGUAAUAAAAAAGUCCUACUAUUAUUACUCUUGUGGAUUUAACAUGACAGACUUCAGCCUUGUCCAUCUGUGGCUGCACUCUUGUUUUGUUCAGCUGUAAUGUUCAGACAUUGCCACUCAGUGGCAGCGCAGGCCUCCAUCUGACAGUUGGCAUAACUUAGUUUGGUUCAGUUAAAUGGCUUAAAAGCAUUUUCUAUCUCAAUACAAUAAAUUCGAAGGCUGAUCUAAUGCCAUACAUUGUGGUUGAUGCAGUUUGCAAGAGAGAUAAUGAAUGUUAUUUGAAUUAACCUCUGAAUGAAAUAAACAAG